Molecule: messenger RNA, 2836 nt
Organism: Pseudovirgaria hyperparasitica
Lineage: Eukaryota; Fungi; Ascomycota; Dothideomycetes; Acrospermales; Acrospermaceae
Product: HET-domain-containing protein
Exons: 1
Coding region: 378-2516 (712 amino acids)
Source: RefSeq, a predicted model, not a curated record
UGCUGGAGAAUCUGGUGUUCGAUAUAUAAACGCUGCAAGUGAGCCACAUAUCAUGGCGGACGAAAUCUUUUGCAGAUAUUGCAUCUGUGUGCCUCAAGAUCCUAUGUGUUGUCAGCGUCCCGAUCACUAAGGAUAAUGGCCCAACUGACGUCUCCAAUGCAAUUCUACGGGUCAGUCAUGUCUCAGCCUCGUUGAGUGUAAUAGUGUGAGCCUCCAACAGCGUGUCCAGACUCCAGAACAGGUCACCCCACCUUCCUGUUUUCAGCCGCUACUCAACGCCAAUAAUUAAGUAUAUUAUAACAUUACUCUCUUCCACAGGUGUAUUACCUCUCGUUCUGUCCCUAUCACUCGUAAAUAAUUCUGGUCGUAUCGCUUUCAUGGGAGAUUCCGCAUUAGCACGUCUUUGUUCUACAUGUCGAGCCCUCGAUAUUAGCCCGGCUAAAUUCUAUUCGCACAGCUCGAUUCCUUCCAAUAACACAGAAGGACACGCAGUCAGAAUUGGCUAUCUAGACGACUUGUUCAAGAGAAGACAUGACUGUACCUUUUGUGACCUGCUCUGCGAUGCGAUCUACACCCCUCAAAACGAGGAAAUCGUGUUUGAUGGGUUCGAUGUACAAGGCGAUCGAGUGAAUUGCUUUAUGGACUGGCCACAGAAAUCUCAACUUGAUCGGAACCGAAGGCUUCGAAUUUUCAGCGAUGAGUCUAUCUUCACACCAGCUUACAUAGCAUUGCUUAAUGAUCAUAACCCAAGCCGUACUCAAGCUUCUGCCUCAGUCGAUCUCGAUGAGGUUCGCUCAUGGAUACGAGAAUGUGAGCAUAGCCACGAUAAAAGCUGCCAGAUGUACUGUACGCGGGAUCGAUCCUUGCCUAAACUUCGUGUGAUCGACACGGAGUUACGUUGCCUUGUAGAAAAGCAGACUCCAUUGAAGUAUUGCGCCUUGAGUUACGUAUGGGGUAGCAACGGUUCGCAGCCAGCACCGUUGGUGUUGACGAAACAGAAUUUGGCUGCUCUAGAACAACCGGGAGCAUUCCUGGAUGAUCACCAAACCUUACCCAAAACGGUCCGAGACGCAGUUGAUAUAGCCUUUCGACUGGGAGUGCAGUAUCUAUGGGUAGAUUCUCUGUGCAUCCUUCAGGAUAGUCUAGAGGAUUUCCACAAGACUGCUCCAUUCAUGGACACCGUCUACGGACAAGCUGUUUUGACUAUUUGCGCGGCGAGUAGCGACUAUGCGAAUGCCGGUAUCUUCGGACCCGAUUCUAUGUCACGAGCAUUCAUUCGAACCUCUGGUUCGUAUGGCCCAUUAAGACUGGGUGUCAUGAAGACACUAAGAGACCAGAUAAUCUCCUCUCGCUGGAAUCACCGCGGAUGGACAUUCCAAGAGAAGGUCUUGUCUACCAGAGCCUUAGUCUUUGUAGACGAAGACGUGUUCUACGAAUGCGGACGUAGCAGAAAGAAGGUUGGAUCACGGCUCUCUGCAGAUGAAAUCCAGGCUUUGUCUACAAUGGGCUCACCGUCCUCGCUCUGUACUCCGCAACAGAAUCCAAUAGACCGACUGUCAAAACACGUGGAGAUUUAUAGUCAUAGAGAGUUGGCAUUCUCCCGGGACAGACUUUUAGCUUUUGAAGGAGUUCUCGGUGCACUAUCAAAUGCCGCGGAUUCUAGAAAGAGCGGAUUGAUCUUUUGCUAUGGACUGCCCAAGUCUCAUUUCGACUGGUCUCUACUUUGGGAACCGAAGGGGCUCUCACGGCGGCUCCCGUUGGAAGAGCGCGCAGGUAGCAUACUCCCAAGCUGGUCUUGGUGUGGGUGGAGUGGCGCCUCGUGGUGGAAUCCUGGGACGACCUUCCAGCCUCGCAGUGAUUUACACCAAUGGCUGGCACAAAACACAUGGGUUAUCUGGUGGAUUGGAGCAGACUCAUCACAUGAUCUUGUGUUGUCAACCGGUGAGGGAUCAAGUGAGGGUGGUGUUAGUCAAGACGAGGUUGACGGUACGAUCAAGUGGUAUGGAUAUCGACAAACGAACGUCGACAAUGUCGACUUCUUUGGCCGGACCUUGCGACGAGAAUGGCAAUUGAAUAACGAAGACUUUCCCAACUAUCCAACACACGAUCCAAUAGAGGGCUGUCUAAACUUUUGCACCUGGAGUGCUCAUUUCAGUCUUUCGCCGGGGUUGGGCUCGCGGGAGUCUGGUCCUUAUUGGAAUAGCCUAGCGCAGGUUGCGUUCAACGUAGCCCCAGGGGUAUACAAGCGUAGUCUGCUGGAUCGCUCGGGUCAAUGGUGUGGAGAAGUCAUCUUGAACGACAGUAAUUCGAACUACGAUUGCGAAGUCUUUGAGUUCUUGGCCAUAUCGGAUGCUCAAGCCGGGAUUCUCGGUAUCGCAUACUACGCGCUGAUGAUCUGUUGGAUCCAGCCAGAGACCUUGGCCGAGAGAGUGGGAUUGGCAAGAAUACAUACCGAUGCAUUCCAUAAAGGAUCGUUGGAGCCAGGGUUGCAAUGGAAAGAGAUCACGCUAGGAUAGCAAUAUCAUGCAGCUUGGGCUUGAUGCCUAUGUACUUUUUGGUUGAAGGUGCAGGCUGAGCCCUGGGCACCUUGUCAUGAUUCACUUCCAGUGGAUAGUCCAAUACACGGAGGACUUAUGCCUGCGAUAGUUCCAGAUCACUUUUGUUGUUGUGGUAAUCAUGUUCAACUUUGUUGUUGACAUAAUAUUGCAAUGGCCGGGGCAAGGGGCAAGGGACGCCCCAGCCGACGGACGUACGUAACAACGCUAGCGUCAACGCCUCUUCUGCCCUACGACCAGUGCACCAACCCAACGCCAGGACGAUGCCUGCGAAUGGGCAU